Molecule: messenger RNA, 3690 nt
Organism: Ramularia collo-cygni
Lineage: Eukaryota; Fungi; Ascomycota; Dothideomycetes; Mycosphaerellales; Mycosphaerellaceae
Exons: 1
Coding region: 1-3690 (1229 amino acids)
Biological process (GO): transmembrane transport
Source: RefSeq, a predicted model, not a curated record
AUGAGAGCGUUCGCGCUCGGCGGCGUGCUUGCCGCCGCUCUCUUUCCUUCCUCCCGCGCCGCCUUCAUCUCCUUUGAGAACUGCUUGCCGGACUCGUUUAUCAAUUCAUCUCCGKAGCAGCUGCAGUUCAGGCCUUUAUUCGUCGAAGCCUCCUUCCUCGGACCAAACCACAGCCUGAACCUCACCGUAUACGGCAAUGUCACUGGUCAGCAGUUCCAAGGCGCAUAUCCACCGGCGAGCAGUGAACAGUGGAGCGACGACAGCAACGCCUUUGGAAAGAUUGUCAACGUCACAGAUGGCAAGAUUGCAACGCUCACGGCGGAAUACGAGGUGGUGACAUUCACAGCAUAUCGCAGUCCAGGAGAGCCCUUUUGMGAUGCGCUGACCCAAGGCGACUGUCCUCUGGGACCCAUCUUCGGCUCCAAUGCCAGCGAUCCUCAAGAAUUGCACGCCUUCUCCGUCUCUCACGACUUUGGUGGCUCCUUCGCUUUCAGCACCAUCUCUACCACAUUUCACAUCAUCUCCAGCGGAGCAGUUGCCACGAACAUUGGCUGUAUCAGCGCUCAAAUCACUCCAGACCUGGGAAGCCAAAUCGUUGGACUCCUCACUUGGCUGCCCGCGGCCAUUCUCAUCAUCAAGGCAAUAGCGACGCUCAUGGCAGCGAUCGGCUCACCAUGGGGCAGUUCAGACAUAUUUCGCUGGAGCAGCAACUUUGGAAGAGACGAGGAUCUGUUACGGCUGGUGACGCCUGGGUUUGGAGAUUGUCUGCAGUACAUACAAUGGGUGGUCUUGACGGGAAGUUUGACACUGCAAUAUCCAGGCUUCUUUCGCCCAGCUGUGAGUCAGACUGGAUGGUCAAUCCUGCUGUUCAACGAGAGCUAUGUCAGCGGUGGAGACGGAUACCAUGCCCUGCAGGAUGGCUUGUACAACACCAAUGCCACCUACGGCCUUACCCGCAUGAGCCAACUGAUUGGUAUGGAACGAUCCCAGGACAUUUGGGCCUGCAURGCCAUUUGGCUGCUCGUCAUUGCCGGCGUGCUCGUCCUGCUAUGCCAGCUUGGCUUUUUCGGACGCUGGAUCUACCGAUCGGUCACCAACACCACCGAAGAGGACUUGCGGCAGAAAAACCUGCCCUUUACGCUGGGAAACAUCAUACGCCUGCUGUUCAACUACUUCAUCCUUCCGAUUGUUGCACUCAGCAUGUAUCAGCUGGUCGUUGCGCCCCGAUCCCCGGUCAGCGUUGUGGUUUGUGCGGUCAUUCUUCUGGUCAUCAUGAUUCUCAGCACCGCGUGGAUCCUCAAUGUCAUCUUCGCUACCAAACCGCGGACACUCCUUUUCGACGACAUGCCAACGGUCCUGCUCUACGGACCUUUGUACAACACAUACAGCGACAGCGCGGCACCUUUCGCACUAAUACCAGUUUUCAUCACAUUCGUUCGUGGCGUCGCCAUUGGAGCCGUCCAGCCCAGUGGCAUUGCCCAGAUUAUCGUUCUUGCUAUUUGCGAGGUCAUUCUCAUUCUCACCCUCAACGGCUUCAAGCCAUUCCAAGGACAGACAAGCAUGAAUCUCUACCAUACCUUCUUCGCGGCCGUGCGACUCAUCACACUCAUGUUGAUGAUCGCUUUCGUCCCUUCGCUGGGUGUGACGGAAGCGCCCAAAGGAUGGAUCGGAUAUGUCAUUUUACUCCUCCACGCCUGUGUCUUGGUGUUUGGCUUCUUCUUGAACGCUGCUGCGACAAUCAUUGAGGUCGCCAUCCGAGCCAUGGGCGCAGGUGGCAGCACUCAAUCUGGCGUUGUGCGAGGUAGCAUCUUGAACUGGCGCAUGCUCAAGAAGCGACAGGACCGACCGGAUCCAGGCCAUCGAAAUAGUAUGAUGAGCAGUGCCGCCAUCCUGCGCAAUUCGCAAGGGGAUGCAAUGAGCCAGACGUUCGGCGGACGCAGUAGAAGUGUCUCCGCUAGCAGCGCGCAGCUUCUCAAUCGCAUGAGCGGCUUUGACAACUUCUCCCAGCCUGGCGAAAGUAUGACGACUCCGGAUCCUGGCUCUGWCAUUCCAGGCGAUUACGGACCCAACACCAAGCCCCUCAUCUUUGGCAAAGCAGACGGCGACAACUUCUACAGACCUCCCCGGCCGCGCAAAUCAACGUUGGACGAGCUCAACCCCGGCCCCAGAACUAGAAAAGUCAGCGCUGCCGAUGUUCCUUACCAAGACUCUCCGGGCCAUGCUCGCGAGGCCAGUUAUGACAGCGGCGCCGGCCAUGGCUCUCCUCCGCCAGUUCACAUCCGCGAUCGCCAAGAAUCCGCCGAUGAGACUGGUAAUCGUACAGAUUAUGCGGUGCGAGAAGUCGACCAAUACUAUCGUGGACCGGCGCUUAAUGAGCAAGCGACCCGGAGGCUCAAGACCGGGCCAGCAGAUCCUACUGGCCCAGCAUCGACCGCCCAGAGCUGGUUUCAGAAAUUGAUAUUUGGCGUGCAGGGCAAGAAAAAGGACCAGACCAAGGGCUUUGAGGUUGUACGUUCCGCCCGUAUGCCGCCUCGACAGGACGACGGACCAGCAGAUGAAGGUGUUGAAAUGCAGACUGCACCAGCGAUGCGCGAUGUCAAGUACGAUGAUAACCCUUACAGUGACAUGCCAGAGAGUCCUGGAAAUGAGUUGCAGACUGUUGCAGGCGCCGAGAGGCCUAUCAGCCCGACUGAUGACCAGCGAACCAGUAUCGAAUUGAUCGAUGGCGCAAAGGGUGGCAUGCAUAAGCCAAGACUUGUUUCCAUAGGCUCUGCGGGGUCCAGAUCGAAGCACGCCUCGAAACUAUCGCGAACAGUUGGAAUGGGUGCGUCGGAGGGGACCAACUUCCUAGGACCGAACCUCGCAGGCCCCGAGGACCCCACUUUCGCUCCAUUCUUUGGUGAUUCAGGCAUCUACGAUCGCGGCACUCCGCCCAUCGGUCGCAGCGAUACCAUCUCACAUCCGGUUCUCCAGCCCAUUAGCACUGAGCAUGCGGCUGCGGUGGGAGUUGUCCCUGUCUAUCAACGCAGACUCAGCGAAGCAACCGCUGAAUCUUCCCUCGAUGGAUAUGGAGGGACUGCCGUGAAGACUGAAGACCGUCUUCGAUUUUCCGACCUCCCGAUCCCGACUCUGGCACCGAUUGAUCCAAUCGGCGGCAUUGAUCUUCCCUCGCGCUUCAACUCGAAUGCAAGCCGCUACACUACCACGUCGUACAACACCGCCCCUUCUAGAUACAACUCCUCCGCAACAGCCACUGCUUCACGAACAGCAGAACCUCCCGCCUCAUCAGCAAACUCGGAAUGGUUGAGAGCUGUUGACGGACUGGAUUGGGAUCAUACACCCAACACGGCUCCACAGCCCGUGCAACGCCGUACUCCCAGCGUCCCACGGAGAAGUUCCCGCCGGCAUCCCUCCUCUGAAGCUGGUUCAAGUUCACGCAGCCGAGGAGCUGCUGUCGAACACACCUUUGCCGGAUUCGAUUCCACAACCUACAAAGGCGACAUGACGGAACAUGAAUCCUCGGUCAAUGGACGAGCUUCGAGAGACGGGGUUGUGAAUGUUGACAAGGCGGUUCGGUCGACCAAGGUCAGUACGCAUAGGGCUGUAGAUAGUUUCACGAGGAAUAGCCUUGGGGUCAAUGCUGCGCUGAAGGAGAGUCAUGGAGAGGUCGAGGGUGGAGAGGAGUCUUGA